CAGAUCUUCUUUAUUUUAUCAUUCUAGGAGUUGAUAGAUCCCUAUAUCCUUCUAGACUCGAACUGUCUCGUGAACCGCUCCAAAUCGAAUCCCGAAAGGAGAUAGUUUUGACAGAUGCAUCAAUUUACAUACGGGCCUUUUUCGAAAACGUCAGUGUUUGGUACGCCGGUGUGAACCGGCAGACUUGGUUUCGGUACUACAUCACAGCUCCAUCUCUAUAGAAAUUUACAGGAAGGACCAGAAAGCUGUGUUGUCCUUUUGGUGCUGACACUAGGCCAUUCAAGUCAUCAUGGAAGCAUAUCAUGUCAGUCUCCAUAUAAAGAAGCACCCGGACUGUCAUAUUUUGUUGCUGCUUGGAACCUUUUGCCUGCUAUUAUGAUACGCAACUCCGUUCUUGCGGCUCAAUGCGUAAUCCUUGCGUCGGCUUAUCUCUACUAUCUGGCCAGGCCUCUAGAAGCCUGGACUUUGCUUUCGAACACCAGCUUGAAGUUGCAGGUGUUAGUCGGAAAACACUCUCUGGUUCCCAUCCAAUGGAAGGAACUCGGUACGAGAGUGUACUGGAACACGCUCCUGUUUGAAAGCGAUCUACUAGCGGAGCUAGAUCUGCUGCAUUCAGGAAUAGUGCUAUUUGAAGAGCUCAUUAAGCUUCCUAGGGGAUUUGAACAAGACGACGAUGACGAAGGGUGGGAGGACGGGGAAGGGCUUAACCUACACACGGGAGACAAACAUAUCAGCAUGGUGGUCAGUCGUGAUGAGCUCUGGCAUUUCUUGGCCGAAAUCGCUUUGAGACGACUACUUAACCGGGUCAGUCAUGGCGUUUAUCAGAAAGACAGUACCUUGACCCUUGCCUCACUAUGACCAAUUGCUUCGGAGCUGGAUUUCCAGCUUUCUCAAUGGUACGUGGGUCUUCCUCAACUGAUUCAGUUCCCCUUAUCCAGGGCCGAAGCUUCCGGCCCCGUUCAGACAGUAUUAAGGCUUCGAUAUUUCGCCUGUCGCACAAUUAUUUACUGGACUUACGCUUUGGCGGCAUUCCAUAAUG
This is a messenger RNA of Aspergillus heteromorphus CBS 117.55, 1039 nucleotides long. Its product is annotated as putative C6 finger domain protein. Lineage: Eukaryota; Fungi; Ascomycota; Eurotiomycetes; Eurotiales; Aspergillaceae. Bases 376 to 858 code for a protein of 160 amino acids. The record is from RefSeq and is a predicted model, not a curated record. The transcript has a single exon.